AUGGCGUCUUCAGCGAGCUCAAAGCCAGCCCGAGUAUCGGUAAAGACGACUCUGCCUGCCCGACCAUUGCCACCAAAUUCUAGCCGGCUUGCGGCCACAUCCGAUCGCUUGCUCAUUCGAGCUCUUGUUCCCGAAGACCUUCAAAGCUUGCAUGUGUUGCGGACACAGCCGGAAGUCAUGGCAACUACCCCCCAGCUGAGGGUCGAUAACAGUCUAGAGGAGACGAAGCCAUGGCUUGACCGAUUCCUCCCUCCUAACGACGAAGCAACUUUUCAUUUCGCUAUCUGUGUCAAAGAAACGGGCGAGAUGAUCGGUAUCGGAGGCUGCCAUGGGUUUACCUCUAUAUUUGGCUGGCCCGUCAUUGGCUACAUGUUUCGUAAAGAGUUUUGGGGUCAAGGAGUUGCAACCGAGUUUCUUCAUACCUGGCUGGGAAUGUGGUGCAAACUACCCCGAGAGGAAGUAGAGAUCGAUGUUGAUCCACGCACUGUAUCUGACGGAGAUGGUCUGGUGCCUGAACAGGUGACUGCUCUUACGAUCCUGGACAACGUCGGCAGCCAGAGAGUCCUAGAGAAAUGCGGUUUUGAGAACUUUGCAACAUGGCUAGAGCCAGACUUGAGAAACCCUGAAGUUGAUGUGUUGAUUUUGGGAUUCAGGCACUCUCCGAGCAAGGAGUCGGAAAUCUAG
This is a messenger RNA of Thyridium curvatum, 684 nucleotides long. RefSeq lists its product as uncharacterized. The transcript has a single exon. NCBI's taxonomy places the organism in Eukaryota, Fungi, Ascomycota, Sordariomycetes, Thyridiales, Thyridiaceae. Gene Ontology annotation, molecular function: acyltransferase activity, transferring groups other than amino-acyl groups. The record is from RefSeq and is a predicted model, not a curated record. Bases 1 to 684 code for a protein of 227 amino acids.